Molecule: messenger RNA, 2079 nt
Organism: Arabidopsis lyrata subsp. lyrata
Lineage: Eukaryota; Viridiplantae; Streptophyta; Magnoliopsida; Brassicales; Brassicaceae
Product: beta-glucosidase 23
Exons: 13
Coding region: 294-1886 (530 amino acids)
Biological process (GO): carbohydrate metabolic process
Molecular function (GO): beta-glucosidase activity
Source: RefSeq, a predicted model, not a curated record
CUGCAACCAUAACAGUAAUUUUUCAACUUGGUCAAGAAAAUCUCAAUAUUGACUUUUUUUGUGGAAUGUAUGCAUUUCUUGAACAUCAAGUCCCCCCGUACACAGUUUGAGAACAUUUCCAUAUAAUUACCGAACAAUUGACACCAACGAAAUGUCAAAAUUAUAUAAGAAUGUGACCUCAAAUUCGCUACGUACUCUUUCAAAUUAUAAACCGUAUAUAAAAGAGCAUUGAUGGCUCUCUCAACUUAAUUAAAUACUCUAACAACAAUUCCUACAUGGUUUCCACUUAAGCAAUGACUACUGCAAAAUUUGUGAUUUCGGUUUUAGUUUUACUGCUUUCUAUUGUAAACUCUGUUUUCGCAUCUACGAACGGACCAAUAUGUUCUUCCACAUCCACAUCUUUUAAUCGGGAUAUUUUCCCUCAAGGUUUUAUUUUUGGAGCUGCUUCUGCCGCAUUUCAGUAUGAAGGUGCGGUCCACGAAGGAUGCAGGGGUCCAAGUAUGUGGGAUUACUAUACCCUUAAACAACCUGAGAGGACAAACAAUGAUAAUGCCGAUGUAGCAGUUGAUUUCUACCAUCGUUACAAGGAAGAUAUUCAGUUAUUGAAGAAACUAAACAUGGACGGUUUCAGAUUCUCUUUUUCAUGGCCCCGAAUAUUUCCUCAUGGAAGAAAGGAUAAGGGCGUUAGCAAGGUGGGUGUCAAGUUUUACCACGAUCUUAUAGACGAGCUUCUUGCAAAUGGUAUAACUCCACUAGCAACGGUCUUCCAUUGGGACAUUCCUCAAGACCUAGAAGAUGAAUACGGCGGUUUUCUAAGCGAACGUGUAAUAGAUGAUUUUGUUGAGUUUGCCAACUUCACGUUCAACGAGUAUGGCCACAAAGUGAAGAAGUGGAUCACGUUCAACGAGCCGUGGGUGUAUAGCAGAGCCGGUUACGACAUAGGGAAGAAAGCGCCGGGACGUUGCUCGCAAUAUGUCAACAAGACUUGUCUUGGAGGGAGUUCAGGGCACGAGCUUUACAUAGUCAGCCACAAUCUACUUUUAGCUCAUGCCGAAGCCGUUCAUGAGUUUAGAAAAUGCGCAAAGUGCAAAGGUGGGAAGAUCGGGAUUGCGCAUAGUCCUUCUUGGUUCGAGCCCCACGCUCUUGAGUCUAGUCCACAUGCCAAUGUUUCUGUUGAACGAGCCCUAGAGUUCAUGUUGGGAUGGCACAUGAAUCCAACCACAUAUGGUGAUUAUCCACAGAUAAUGAAGGAUCAAGUCGGAGAUCGGUUGCCUAAAUUCACAGAGGAUCAAAAGCAGAAACUGAAGAUGUCAUAUGAUUUUGUUGGGAUCAAUUAUUAUACUGCCACCUUCGCUGCUUACAAUGGACUCAUUGAUCCUUCAAGACCAACUUGGGAAUCUGACUCUCUUGUUAAGUGGGAUCCCAAGAAUAUACUAGGAUACAACAUCGGUAGCAAGCCUUUAACUGCUUCACUCGCCGUUUAUGCAAAUGGAUUACGGGAACUUCUGAAAUAUGUUAAGGAUAAAUACGGUGAUCCAGAAAUUAUCAUCGCAGAGAAUGGAUAUGGAGAGAGUUUGGGAGCUAAUGAUAAGCUUCCCAAUGCACUGGCUGACUACAAUAGAAAAUAUUACCACCAGAGGCAUCUUUUAAGUCUAAAUGAGGCAAUUUGUGUGGAUAAAGUAAAUGUGACAGGAUACUUUGCAUGGUCAUUGCUAGACAAUUUCGAAUGGCAAGAUGGUUAUGAAACGAGAUACGGGCUGUAUUACAUCGACUACAAAAAUAAUUUGACUCGUCACGAAAAGGAAUCAGCAAAAUGGUUCAAAGAAUUUUUGAAGGAACCAAUAUCUUCAAAAUUCGUUGAAAAUAUCUACAAAGAUGAGCUGUGAACAGAUAUAUGAAGACAAUAAAAAGAACUUUGAAAGGAUACGUUUCAGACUUUCAGUUCAUAAAUCACAGUCACAAAGAAAGAUUUGUUCUGCAGUAUUUUUAUUGUAUUCUUUAUUUUAUUUAUUUAUUUAUCUGCGUUGUAUUUUUUGUAAUCUAUAAAAUUAUGGUUUGAUUGAAUGUUUUGUAAUUGAA